AUGUUUCCCCGCAACCUCCUUCGCCGCGUUCCAAAAAAUACGAACCUGCGUUGGCAAAAUGCCGCCGCAAAUAGAAUUUUUUCACUAACAGGACACGUCCCAUUGAAAACGCGGGUUCCGCCAGCGAUGCACCCUUACACGUGCAGACGGACAUUGAGCACCCCUGCACCAAUGGUCAAUGUCAGUGAUCUAUCUAUUGAACGGUACCACGCACUUUCGGACGCGACCAUGACCACCCUACUCGAACGGCUCGAGGACUUGCUGGAUGCUGUAGGGAAUGACACGUAUGAAGUAGACUAUCAUAGCGGCGUCCUGACGCUCAACCUAGGCACACACGGGACAUACGUGAUCAACAAGCAGCCGCCUAACAAGCAAAUAUGGCUGUCUUCCCCACUGAGUGGCCCAAAGCGUUAUGAUUACGUGCCGCAAUUAGACGACUGGCGAUACGCGCGAGACGGAAUGGGACUUGGACAGCUGUUGGGUGGAGAGCUAACGGAUAUGCUCCGAACGCAGGUCUCUCUGCAUCUAGAGGGUGUAUCUAUGCAGAUACAGGAGUAA
Suillus paluster is the source of this 558-nucleotide messenger RNA. RefSeq names its product Frataxin. NCBI's taxonomy places the organism in Eukaryota, Fungi, Basidiomycota, Agaricomycetes, Boletales, Suillaceae. Gene Ontology annotation, biological process: iron incorporation into metallo-sulfur cluster; intracellular iron ion homeostasis. Gene Ontology annotation, molecular function: ferroxidase activity; 2 iron, 2 sulfur cluster binding; iron chaperone activity. The transcript is spliced from 4 exons. Gene Ontology annotation, cellular component: mitochondrion. The record is from RefSeq and is a predicted model, not a curated record. The coding region runs from base 1 to 558 and encodes 185 amino acids.